Molecule: messenger RNA, 1934 nt
Organism: Penaeus vannamei (Pacific white shrimp)
Lineage: Eukaryota; Metazoa; Arthropoda; Malacostraca; Decapoda; Penaeidae
Source: RefSeq, a predicted model, not a curated record
AUGAUUAUAGUUAUCUUCUGUAUGACCUCUGCCAAGGAGAUGCCAUUAGGUUUUGGUAGGGACCAGGAUCCUGGAGUUUUUUUAAAGGUUACAUUAGUUCCCCGUAUUGCAGUGACUAUAGGAGUAACUAUUAUGAAUAUCUUUACCUGGUUCACCUCUGCCGAAGAGUUAAUGUUAAUGGUUGUCACCAGUGUACUUGAGAAAGAGGUGGUUUUGAUCCAGUUCUUCAAGUAUGAAUAUUUUCAAUGCAUCAUUGAGCCUGUUGCCUUGGCGGAGGUACAAUCAAAGAAACCGGUACUGACCCUCAUGUAUUCCUCCGCCGUUACAGUAACUCCUGUCUCAUCGCGAGAAAUUUCAAUCAGUGUGUCGUCUGACGUAAUCGGUGAAGAUUCAGCCAUGCAUAGAGGCAGAGGUGGAUAUAUUCAGAGCCUGCUCAAGGCACAGAGGGCAAAGGCUGAGAAUGUUACACAGGAAGUGCAGUUGCAAUCACACGACAAAAGCCAUACCAGGGAGGUGCCAGGGCAACAGAUUUCAGAUGGCAAGGAAGGCCUAUGGCAGGAGUCGCCUGAAAAAUGGGCUAAAAGUAUUUGGGAUGAGUCGCCUAUUAAACAAGGUUCAUGGCAAGAGUCUCCCCGAAAGCAAGAUGCAUGCCAAGUGUUGCACAGCAAGGAGGGCACACACCCCAUCUCUCAGGAUGUUUGGCGAGAUUUGCCUAGUCAGCAGAAUAAGUGUCGGGUGUUACCAAUACACCACAGCACAGGGCAGCAGUUUUGCCCUCAAGGACAGCAGCAGAAUUUGAAAAAUCAGCAAGACAAACUUCUAAAUAACAACAACAACUUAAAGUCAGCAGAUAUGAAUAUGAGUAAACAGUUUGAAGAUGCAGGCAAGCUCUUUGCAUCCAUGACUGUCUCAGCUAACAGUCGGCAAGGACAGACACAAAAUCCAUCUGCAAACAAGGCCACUUCUGGAAUGGUAGAUGGCAGCAAACAAGGUCAAGGAGGACGUAAGGACCUUCCAGCUUCCACUACAGCAUUUGAUAAAGUGCCAGUGAAUCCUGCUCCCCAAGGCACAGAGGCUAAACAAAAUACGGCCUGCAUUUGCUCCCGUCCUAAGAAAAGAGUCUGGUGUAAGAAUUGUGGCAGCAUGAUAAUGGGCCGCAUAAACAUUGUUUGCCAGGAACAUAUACAGGUGAUGUACUUAUCUGACCACAGAAACUGUUGGAGUUGCAGAGCACCACUUGAAUAUCUGAUGGAAUUGGAUGACGAUGUGGUCCUUCCGAAGGCCAAGCCGAAAGAUUCUCCCUUACGUAAGAAUCGAGUCGCCAACCGGCAGGAGUAAUGUUGUGUUGAAUGUUUUGCCUGUACUGUCAGAUUGAAGUGUGUGAUCAUGGUUUUGCUAUAUAGAAUGAAUUAAAAUUAGGGUUCAUUCUCAACAGUAGUGUAAAUUGUUAGGAGUGAGGUAGAUGAUUAUUAACUAGUCAAGACCAUCACUUGAUUUAAAUGAUUGUCAGGCUUUAUGAAUAUUAAUGAUUACUAGCGGCAUUUCUCAGGUGAAUGACCUGUAUGUGCACACACCCACAUUUGCAUACAUUUUCCAAGAACAUCCAUAAAUGUAUAUGGACAAAGAGAAACCAGCCCAUUACACAUCCUUCACAUAAAGGAUCCCCCAACAAUUUAACAUUCAUAAAUGAAAAAGCACAGGUAGAAACAGAAGAGAAUGGUAAUUGCUACAACACCCAAAUUACACAUCCCCUCUUAGAACUUUCCUUUCAUGAGGAUAAACACCAUUGCAUGUAGAUAAAGACACAAGCAGUCACAAAUUCCACAGAACAAAUUGCAAUUACUCAGGUUUACACCUACAGGCACUAACUAAACACUGACAUACAUGCAUGCGUUUACAAGCACACGCACAUACACACGCACGCACACACACAC